ACCACCCUCUGAAGAUCUAAUAGUGUUUCGCAGAGUGAAGAAAGAACCAUGCCGUGCUACAGGAUUUGCGAGUUCAACAAGAACUCAUAUGACAAUGGUAUGAGAGACCUGAGGAAAUGGUGGGAAGAAUGGGAUCUGAGGAUUCUAAUUCUCUACAUCCUCAUUGCUCAGUUAUACCUUCAUUUCUUCGGACGACUCCGCAGAAAGAAUAAGUCACUGUUGCUGAUGAUUGCGACUAUUUGGUUACUCUACUUAUUUUCUGACUUGUUGUCAACAAUUGCUCUUGGAAAGCUCUCCAAGAUCAAAGUGGACGAUAACAGUAAGCACAAUUCCAUCAAGCAAAAGGGGCAUUCCAACAAGACAAUGGGCGAAGAAUCGCUUAGGGUGAUGUGGGCACCUCUGAUCUUGUUCUAUCUCGGGGGUCCGGAUACCAUUACCGUCUUACGCGUUGAGGAAAAUCAGUUGUGGAUGAGACACCUUAUAGGACUCUUAACCCAAGGCCUAAGAACAGCUUAUGCCCUGAUAGUAACCUGGAAUAAGGAAGGAUUGUCUCUUCUGGCCCUGCUGGUGUUUGUUCCUGGUAUUAUCAAGUAUGGAGAGAGAGUGUGGGUAGUCAGGUCAAGAUCCCAUGACUACAAGGGUUUUAUUAAGUUAGAUUUAGAAAAAAUUGACACAAUCAGUGCUUCGGGACCGACUGCAAACCUAGUGCUCCUAGCCUAUUCCUGGUUCCAAACCUUAUUGCCUCAUAAUACAAGUUACAAGACUGAUGCGAGGACAGUGGGAAUUUUGAAAGCAAGGUUCCGUGACUCAGUUAAAAAGGGUAGUGUUGAUGCUUUCAAACUGAUUGAGAUCGAGUUGGGUUUGAUGUAUGACAUGCUCUUCAGCAAGGUAGGCACUAUUUUUACUGUAUGGGGAAGCGUACUUAGAUUUCUUAGCUUCUCAUUGAUCGUUUCUGUGCUUGUGAUAUACAUCACGUGCGACAAGCCUCACGGGUAUUUGGAAGGUGAUCAUAUUGUAACCAUCAUUCUCUUAGCUGGAGCCAUUUUUCUGGAGAUAGCUGGCAUUAUUGAGCAACUUGUUUCGGAUUGGGCCAUUGUUUGGGCAUAUAAGAAUGGAAGUAAGUGGGCUACUUGGGUUCUCUUUCCACACGAAAUUCUAAACUCUAAAAGCCAGAGGUGGUCUGGGUUAAUGGGGCAAUUCAAUUUGCGGGAUUUCUGCGAAAACUACAGGCCUCUUGUCUGCAAUACGAAGUGGGAGUGGCUUUUUGGCAGGGAAAAAAUGUUGAAGAGAUUCAGCUUACAGAAGAGUCCAGACAAACAGUUGAAAGAUAUAAUCAUUCGUCACCUUCGUGAGAAAUCAGAGAAAGCUGCAGUUGUUGAUACUUUGCAGACUUCAACAAAUACAGUUACGCAGAUUGAUACUUCCCAGACAUCAACUCAGAAAACCGCAAAUGUUAAUACGGUGCAGACUUCAACAGAGAAGGUCACAAAUGUUGACGAGUUACCCACUUCAGAAUUGGAAAGAGGUGAGAGGACCGUUUUAAGGUAUGAUGGCGGGCAGCAGUUCAAGCGGAGUAUUGAACUAAAACUUGGUCAAAGUAUUGUCAUCUGGCACGUUGCUACCGAAGUUUGCUACGAGUCGGAUCAUCCUAAAAUUUUUGGUAAGGAUAAGGUGAAGCUAAAAGUGGCCAAAAACCUCUCCGACUACAUGAUGUAUUUGCUUGUUGCAUGUCUUGAUAAAUUUCCUUUCUGCAACAAAUACAACAGGAUUAUGCAAGAUUCUGCUGAUAUGAAGAAACUUUUUUAUGGAGGAGUGGUAUUGAACGAGGGCAACACCACCAAUAUCACACUUGUGAACAGGGCACAAGAACUUGUUCUAGAUAUGAAGGAGAAUCCGAAGAGGUGGGAUAUCAUGGGCAACAUGUGGGUUGAGAUGUUGUGCGAUGCCGCGAGGAAAUGCCCAGUGAAGAACCACAUUCAAGAGCUUCGACAUGGGGGAGAGUUUCUCACCCAUGUCUGGCUUUUGCUUUUGCACUUUGACACACCGAAGGAGCUAGACAGAAGCAAUUCUAGCCUGAAGGAUGAAAAAGACAGCGGGGUAAAAGGUGUAAGUAGUACCGUUGGAGACAUGGUGGGGAAUGUGAUUGACGAGCGUCAAUAUGUUGGCGGGAUACAAGCUACUAUGGAAGAACUCGUGCAGAGUAAAGUUGACGGUUGGACUUCUAGUUUGACCUACUACUAAGGAAGAAGUUAAGCAGAAUAAAGUUUGAGGGUUGGACUUCUAAUUCUAUUUAUGGUUUGCUUCUGAAGUGUGUUUGUUUUUAGGAAACACUUACGUCUGCAUGCCUCCGUGUGAUAAUAAUGCUGUUUAAUUGCUAAACUAGUGUAAUGACAUUUGAGUCAUUUAUCCCUAUAGAGUACCGCAUGAUAUAUAUAGUUGGUGGUAUGCAAGAUUGAAUGAA
This is a messenger RNA of Rhododendron vialii, 2461 nucleotides long. RefSeq lists its product as uncharacterized. The coding region runs from base 49 to 2241 and encodes 730 amino acids. The record is from RefSeq and is a predicted model, not a curated record. Lineage: Eukaryota; Viridiplantae; Streptophyta; Magnoliopsida; Ericales; Ericaceae. The transcript has 2 exons.